This is a messenger RNA of Meloidogyne enterolobii, 744 nucleotides long. The record is from the annotation of a GenBank genome assembly. Lineage: Eukaryota; Metazoa; Nematoda; Chromadorea; Rhabditida; Meloidogynidae.
AUGUAUUUUUUGAACAUUUUUCUAAUUUUCCCCUCCCUUUUGCUUCUUUUAAAAUUAAUUUUGGGUGCUGAUAAGGAUGUAGAAUGGGGAUAUGAGGAACACAAUGGACCUGAUAAAUGGAUACAAAAAUGUAAGGAAGGCAAGAAUCAAUCACCUAUUAAUAUUCAAACAAAAAGUCUCAAAAUAAAUUGUUUGGAUAAACUUGAACUUGUAAAUUACAAUAAUUCUGGAAUUGUUGAAAUAAAUAAUAAUGGGCAUGGAGUUAUCGUCAAAGGAUUUGAACAUUGGGAUCCAAAGAAGAGACCCUAUAUUACUCGUGGAGGGCUAAAAGGAAAAUAUGUUCUGUUACAAUAUCACUUUCAUUGGGCAGUUGAUCAUUUGGAGGGGAGUGAACAUUGUAUAGACGGAAAGUAUUAUCCUGUUGAGCUUCAUUUAGUUCAUGUCAAAGAAGGAUAUACUUUAGCCGAAGAUUUGGAAAAGCCUGAUGGAAUUGCUGUUGUUGGGUUUUUUAUGAAAAUUGGGAAAAUUGGAAGGAAAAUGGAGAAUAUGGAGGAAGCAAUGAAACUAGUAGUUAAACAUGACACAUCAACAACACUUUCCAACUUCACUAUUGGUGCACUUCCAAAGACUUUGGACAAUUUUUAUCGUUACCAAGGGUCUUUAACUACUCCAAGUUGUAGUGAAUCUGUAACUUGGACAAUAAAUGCAAACCCUUUAACUAUUGAUAGAGAACAGGUAAAUUAG